UAUUAAUAAAAAUUUAACGUUUGUAAAGAACAGCAAUAGUCGUAAAAACGCACAUUGCACUAGCCUCGUUCUCAAUCUGCCUUUCCGUCUGCGGUCAUCAACAUGUCUCACCGCAAGUUUUCUGCUCCACGUCAUGGCUCCAAAGGUUUCCUCCCAAAGAAAAGGUCCAAGAGGCAUCGGGGCAAAGUCAAGGCAUUCCCAAAGGAUGAUAGGACUAAGCCAGUUCAUCUGACUGCUUUCAUUGCCUACAAGGCUGGCAUGACCCACGUUGUCCGUGAGGUCGACAGACCAGGAUCCAAGGUGAACAAGAAAGAGGUCGUUGAGGCCGUAACUAUUCUGGAGGCACCUCCCAUGGUCAUUGUUGGUGUCGUUGGCUACAUCGAAACUCCACGUGGCAUGCGUACAUUCAAGACCGUCUGGGCCGAGCAUCUGAGUGAAGAAUGCAAACGUCGUUUCUACAAGAACUGGUCGCGCUCCAAGAAGAAGGCAUUCACCAAGUACAUCAAGAAGUGGCAGGAUGACUCUGGCAAGAAGCAGAUCAACAGAGAUUUGAACAAGAUGAAGAAAUACUGCAAAGUGAUCCGCAUCAUUGCACACACCCAGACUAAACUGCUGCACAAGCGGCAGAAGAAGGCCCACAUCAUGGAGAUUCAGCUGAACGGCGGAUCGAUCUCGCAGAAGGUCGACUGGGCCAAGAACCACCUGGAGAAGAACUUCGCCGUCAAGCAGAUCUUCGAACAGGAUGAGCUGCUCGAUGUCAUCGGAGUCACUAAGGGACGUGGUGUCAAAGGUGUCACUAGCCGAUGGCAUGCAAAGAAACUGCCAAGGAAGACCCACAAAGGUCUGCGAAAGGUGGCCUGUAUUGGAGCCUGGCAUCCCAGUCGUGUGCAGUACUCUGUGGCUCGAGCCGGUCAGAAGGGCUACCAUCACCGCACGGAGAUCAACAAGAAGAUCUACCGCAUCGGCCAGGGCGUGCACACCAAGGACGGCAAGAUCAUCAAGAACAACGCCGCCACCGAGUUUGACCCGACCGAGAAGACGAUUACCCCCCUCGGAGGAUUCCCCCACUACGGGGAUGUGAGGAACGACUACGUCAUGCUGAAAGGCGCUGUGCCCGGACCCAAGAAACGGGUUCUUACACUGAGGAAGUCACUGCUUGCCUCCUUCAGACGUCGACACAUGGAGAAGAUCAACUUGAAGUUUAUCGACACUUCCAGCAAGUGGGGUCAUGGUCGCUUCCAGACCCACGACGAAAAGAGAACUUUCAUGGGUCCACUGAAGAAGGAAAUUAUGAAGAAAGAAGGAAUUGUGGCCUAGAAAUGGACUUUCAACAAAUAAAAUUACUGUUGAAAUAA
Molecule: messenger RNA, 1355 nt
Organism: Gigantopelta aegis
Lineage: Eukaryota; Metazoa; Mollusca; Gastropoda; Neomphalida; Peltospiridae
Product: 60S ribosomal protein L3-like
Exons: 8
Coding region: 103-1317 (404 amino acids)
Biological process (GO): ribosomal large subunit assembly; translation
Cellular component (GO): cytosolic large ribosomal subunit; ribosome
Molecular function (GO): structural constituent of ribosome; RNA binding
Source: RefSeq, a predicted model, not a curated record